Molecule: messenger RNA, 1632 nt
Organism: Colossoma macropomum (tambaqui)
Lineage: Eukaryota; Metazoa; Chordata; Actinopteri; Characiformes; Serrasalmidae
Product: chemokine-like receptor 1
Exons: 2
Coding region: 204-1196 (330 amino acids)
Biological process (GO): inflammatory response; regulation of calcium-mediated signaling; chemotaxis
Cellular component (GO): plasma membrane
Molecular function (GO): G protein-coupled receptor activity; complement receptor activity
Source: RefSeq, a predicted model, not a curated record
UGAGAUCCAUACACACAACUGAGCCACCAAGCAGUGUCGCAAUUUGAACAGUGGGCGGGCUGUAGCAACGAGGGGUUGUGGUUUACAACAUUUGCACAGAGAGAAAUUGAGCGUCAGACUUUACAGUUAACAAAAGUAAAUAAGCAAGAAAGCUACCAGCUCUGCAGCACUGUGCCAAAGCAGCUGAAGAAACUAGAGGCAUCAUGAAUUCCACACAAGAAACAGAACCACUUUGGACGGUGUUGAGUAUUUUCUACACAGUAACAAAUGUGAUCAUCUUCAUCCUGGGUGUUGCUGGAAAUGGUUUGGUGAUCUGGAUUGCAGGAUUUAAGAUGAAGAGGUCAGUCAUCAGCAUCUGGUACUUGAGUCUGGCGGUGUCUGACUUCCUGUUUUGCUCCUUCUUGCCUUUUAAUAUCGUCUAUAUAGUCAAACGUGAGUGGUUCUUGGGGGACUUCAUGUGCAAGUUGAUGUUCUUCAGCAUGUACUUCAACUGGUUUAGCAGCAUCUUCCUCCUCGUCAUCAUCAGCGUGGACCGCUGUGUGGUCGUCAUGUUUCCUGUGUGGGCUCAGAACAAGCGUACUGUCAGAAAGGCUUCAGUGAUAGUCAUGUUAGCUUGGAUCAUCUCAGCUGCAUAUUGCUUGCCAUCAACCAUUUCCCAAGAAGUUCAGCAAGAUGACCACCAGGAGACAAAAUUUUUUUUCUACAAUUACUCAAACAGUCAAGAGCACACCGCUGAUGUGACAUGUGACUUCAUUAUUGGAUUUGUGAUCCCGUUCCUGAUCAUUGUCAUCUGUUAUGUUGUCAUCAUACGAAAGCUGAAGCCCACCAAGAUGGCGAAGUCCAAAAAGCCAUUCAAGAUCAUGACGGCGCUGAUUGCUAGUUUCUUCGUCUGCUGGCUGCCAUAUCACAUUUUUGCUUUAAUGGAACUAAAUUACACAAAAUAUCCGCAUUUUAUUAUUUCAGGAUCUACAAUUGCCCUCAUUCUUGCCAAUGCUAGCAGCUGUCUGAACCCACUUCUUUAUGCAUUCAUGGGGAAGGACUUUAAACGCCAAUGCUAUGCGCUUUUGACAAAGAUUGAGAAUGCAAUUGAGGAUGAGGAGGACAAGUCCACUCUCCGAGGGACAGGCACUACCAGCACUGGGGAAAGCAAGCUUUCAACUGCCAAUAAUUUAAAUAGUAGCCUUGAGCAAUGUUAGUAUUAAAAACAGCCAGCAAGUGUCUGCUUUAAAUGUAAACCUUUGCUUCCAUCGACCAACUGUAAAAAAAAAUUCAGAUGAAAGUGGUGUGAGUGCAAACAUUUCAACUUACCACACUGGUGAAGUUAACUGUAAUGGACAACAGUUGUAUUGGAAAUAUAUCUAAUGGAGGCUGUGUCAAACAUGGAACAUUUAUUUUUAACCACAAGGUGAAUGAGCUGAUAUCAGAACAAUACUAUUUUGGAGACAAUCAUAACAGGAUGUAAAACUAACCCUGCUGUGUGGAGACUUUGAGACAUUGUGCUGCUCAGUGGUUGAUGUGUUGUUAAAUAAACUUGCAUAUGUCUAUGUAUGCCUACUGCUAGCUCUGUACUCAGACCAGUUGCUGUAUUUUGUGGUAACUGAAAUCAUUUAUGUGUAUAUAGCAUUUAUAUAU